CUCUCCCCGCCAAUGCGGGGGUCCUUGCAAUCCGGGUCCCGCCCCUGCCAGGAGCUCGGGCCGGAAGAUGGCGGCGGCCGCGGAGUUGACGCUGCUGGAGAAGUCUCUGGGGCUGAGUAAGGGGAAUAAAUACAGCGCUCAGGGCGACAGGCAGAUUCCUGUUCUUCAAACAAACAAUGGUCCAAGUCUAACAGGAUUGACUACUAUAGCAUCUCAUCUAGUCAAGCAAGCCAACAAAGAAUAUUUGCUGGGGAGUACUGCAGAAGAAAAAGCAAUCGUUCAGCAAUGGUUAGAGUACAGGGUCACUCGAGUAGACAGACACUCCCAUAAAGAUGACAUCCACACUCUGUUGAAG
Messenger RNA from Galeopterus variegatus (Sunda flying lemur), 355 nucleotides. Its product is annotated as eukaryotic translation elongation factor 1 epsilon-1-like. The record is from RefSeq and is a predicted model, not a curated record. NCBI's taxonomy places the organism in Eukaryota, Metazoa, Chordata, Mammalia, Dermoptera, Cynocephalidae. The annotation marks the transcript as partial. Gene Ontology annotation, biological process: positive regulation of DNA damage response, signal transduction by p53 class mediator. The transcript is spliced from 2 exons. Gene Ontology annotation, cellular component: aminoacyl-tRNA synthetase multienzyme complex; cytoplasm; nucleus.